GCAACGUAUUUGAUUGAUCAUGAAUUCUCAAGUAAUUUAUCAAGCCGCAUUCUCAAAUUAAGUUCCUAGUUCGAAAGAAGCUCUUAACCAUGCCAAUUCUUGCAAUUGCGGGCGGAACCUCAGCCAGUCUCGGUCGAGCCAUCACCACAUCUCUUCUUCAGAAUACCAAACAAUGGAACGCGGUUAUUCUCUCACGCACCACUCGCGCCCCAACAUGGCUUCGCGCAGUCGAUCCAGAUAGCAAGCGCACCCAGAUUCGUAAGGUCGAUUACAUGUCAAUUGAGUCGUUACAUGCAGCCUUAAAGGAUGUCGACACAGUCGUCUCCGUCACCUCAGCGGUCGACGGCACGCAGCCACAGAUACAAAAGAAUCUCCUCCACGCCGCCGUUCAGGCUGGCUGCAAGCGCUUUGCGCCAUCGCAGUGGGGCUUUGGGCCAAAAGGGUGGGAAAACGUCAAGUCCCUAAAGUGGGCUUCUGACGGUGUGUGGGAAGAAUGUCUGGCGCAGAAGGACAAGAUCGAGUGCACUAGAUUCAACCAAGGCGUCUUCAUGAAUUAUAUUGGCCAUGGAAUUUACCCAGUCUCAUCUCAGGUAGACAAAGAUGCCUCCCUGGAGAUGAUGAAAGCAGGAGGGGGGUAUAUGGCCGGUGAAGACGACGCAUGUCAAGGCUUGCUGAGGCAGGGAGAUUUGAAAGAUGGAUCUGGAGCCUUCCUGAUGGGCCUGAAGAACGGCAUUGCGGAGUUUCCUAAGAAGGAUGACGGUUCUUGGCCACGAGUCACUCUGACCUCCUUGAAGGAUGUGGGCCGAUUCGUUGUGGCGUCUCUUGACUUGCCCAGUGGGAGGUGGGAGGAGAACAUGACCAUGGUGGGGGAGACUCUGACCAUGGGUGAACUACUAGCUCAUGCGGAAGCCGUGACUGGGAGAAAAUUCGAAGUCAGCGCUGUAACACAAGCAGACCUUGAAAAGAAGAUAGCACGGCUUUCGGAAGAUGAUUUUAUGGCGCGGAUGUGGACAGAGUUUAAACUGGCUUACAUCAGGGACCUGGAUGACGAAGUGGUGUUGAAGCCUGUGAUGAACCAGCUCUGCCCAGACUUGAAACCUAUGGGAGUGCGAGAAUACAUGGAAACAUUCUUCCAUGGUAAAUAGCUGGUCAAUUACAUUAGAGAGAGACUGUAUACCGCUGGGCAGUAACGAGUGUAUUCAGUGUUCUCACCCAUGAUGUCGUACGACUGCUCCUUAACGUUGCUGUUGAACUAUGAUCACUCAAACAGAAAACCGAGAUACACAUUGCAUCCCAACACAAAC
Messenger RNA from Aaosphaeria arxii CBS 175.79, 1304 nucleotides. Its product is annotated as NmrA-like family protein. The coding region runs from base 90 to 1145 and encodes 351 amino acids. The transcript has a single exon. The record is from RefSeq and is a predicted model, not a curated record. NCBI's taxonomy places the organism in Eukaryota, Fungi, Ascomycota, Dothideomycetes, Pleosporales.